Messenger RNA from Penaeus indicus, 1017 nucleotides. It is a transcript of the gene Elp6, whose product is annotated as elongator complex protein 6-like. The record is from RefSeq and is a predicted model, not a curated record. The coding region runs from base 138 to 935 and encodes 265 amino acids. Gene Ontology annotation, biological process: tRNA wobble uridine modification. The transcript has 2 exons. Gene Ontology annotation, cellular component: elongator holoenzyme complex. Lineage: Eukaryota; Metazoa; Arthropoda; Malacostraca; Decapoda; Penaeidae.
CGGAUACCUCCACCAAGAACGACAAUAUUUACAUCUGCUCACGUAUCCACGAGGAGGGGACUGGCGUUUGGCCUGGCCUUAGCAAAUAAACUGGAUUGGGGGACUUUUAAGGGUGUAUUUACUUAUCUUGACUCAGGAUGUUUGAAUCGAUGAAGAAUGCUUUAGGAGGCAGCGGUGUAACUUUAGAAAAUGGUGGUGUGAUUUUGGUAUCAGAAACUGCGACUGCCUCUGCAAAUGGACUGGUGUCUCAUUUUCUUUCAUGGGGCAUUUCAAAUAACCAUCCAGUAUGUUUUGUCACUCUACAACAAACUUGGAGCCAUUAUUGUAACAUCGGAAACAAAUUAGGUGUAAAUUUAAGACAACACGCAGAAAAAGGUCAUGUGAAAGUUAUUGAGGGAUUGAAAAUGACUUCUGAAGUUCUUGAUGGAGUUGUAGAAGAUAUUUCAGAUCAUCCUUUUGGCUUUCUUAUGGAAAACUGCAAGUAUCCACUUAAAAACUUAUAUUGCUUAAUAAAGGAAACCGUAAAGCUUUGGAAAGAAAAGUACUUUCUCUUGAUAGUAGACAGUAUAACCUCCCUACUUUCACUUGGUGUUACUACAAAAGAUCUGGACAUCUUUAUUCAGUAUUGCAGUAGUCUUAUAAAUCAUGCUUCUGCAAAGCCAAUUGGAUUAUUGGUUCUUGUAACAAAUUAUGAUGAGAAAGAUGAAGAUGUAAGCCAUGUAACAAAUUCAAUUGCACACAAUGCUAUGAUGCACCUAUCCGUUCGUGGCCUUAGUACAGGACUCUCAAGAGAAGUUCACGGGGACCUUAAACUGAUACUAUACGACCGUCAGAAACCCCACCUUUGUUUGCCUAAAGUUCAGCAUUUUCAAUAUAAAAUGGAGGACAAGAAUAUAAAGCUCUUUGCUCCAGGCACAUCUGCUUGUGUUCUCUAGUAAUGGAUGUAAAAUUGUAUGCAAAACAGGAUUCUUCUAUGCUUUUGAUUAUUUUGUGUUAAUAAAAGUAUAUAUAAUUUUA